AAAUCAGUCGUCGUCGCAUCACAAUCAUCUUCUUCUUUUUUCUUCGUCGGCAACGUUCUUUUGUCUUCUCGUGCUGCUUCAUAAUAAUUUGAUCUUAUCUGCUUAUAUACGCAGAUCUCAUCUCCUCCUAUUAAGUAUUAACAAACCGUCUCUGAGUGAGUAGUAACCUCCCUCCUUCUCUUCCGUCAACGAUCGUUCCCUUUCUUCUGUACUACUGUUCUGACUUUUUUUUUAAUCCAUCGAUCUGUGUUAUAAUAUUCUAAUUUAGUCUGUGUUUCGAUUAGGUUUUUAGUGUUUUAGGAGAGUAGUAGUUUUGGUUGGUUUCUUGGAAUAAUAUGUAUGUGUUGCCUUUUGAUUCCCGACGGUUUUCUUUCUUCUAUUUGCAAAAAAAAAAAAAAAAAAAANCUCACCCACUUGAUCAUCUUCGUUAGCUCCUCCUCUGUAAUUAUUAUUAUUAUUAUUAUGUGUACAAUAUAGUAUCUUGAAUCAAUCAAAGUUGAUUUGAUGAAAUAAGUUUGAUCUUCUAUGUUUCUAGAAAUUUUAGACACUACUAUUCACUAGAGAGAGCUUCUCUCAAAUUGAAGUACUUAUAAUUUGCUAAUAAUAUAUAUAUAUAUAUAUAUAUAUAUAUUGUAUGUUGUGUUGGGAAUAAACAAAGUUGUUGUAUUUUGGAUCAUCUGACACUAGUAGUUCUAUUGUUUAUAAUCAGAAGCAGGUCAUUUUAUUUUUGGGACCAAAAUGGCUAGCAAAGAUGAUGCAGCUACGCGUGCUAAUAAUGAUUGGGAAGUUGUUUCCCUUACUGCCUCUGCUUACGCUGCUUCUCCUGGUCCCAACAAACCACUCGACCUGAAACAUGAUGAUGCACUUACCACUCCUCCUCCUCCUCCCGAUUCAGCUCAGACUUCUCAUCCUUUGUACAUGUCUCGCCACUUUGUUUUCCCUCCUCCUACUUCUGUUGAUGAGCUUCAUACGGAUACUACUACUAGUGACCUGCUUACCGAAGGACCUAGUAAGAAGUUGGGUUUUGGAUUCUCUUUGGAGCAAGAAACCGGGUCUGCUCUCAAGAAAGAUGGCGGGGAUUUGACUCUCAAGGGAUUGGAUUUAUCUGAUGAUGAUUUUGCAGGACUUGACUUUUCCGACGAUAAAGGAGGCAAAACCCAUGACAACAACAUUUACAAGACGGCCAUGAGUUCUCUGGACGAUGAAAGAGCUACUUCUGGGUAUGAACAACAGAGCGAACCUGUUCAAGAACCGACUGAGCCAGCCUCCGCCUCCUCUCCAUCUGAUGAUGUUUCAUCCGAUCUUAAUCCUACUACUAAAGAUGACAAGAAUGAUGAUGUCCCACCUUGCCAAGCCUGGUGGAAAAGAAGCGCUGCGUCUUUGAUUGCACAAGCUAAAGAAACCAACACUGUUUGGUCCAUCUUCAUUGCUGCAGCUGUCAUGGGAGUUGUGAUUCUUGGCCAACAUUGGCAACAUGAGAGGUGGCAGAUUUUGCAGCUCAAGUGGGAAUCUACCAUUGGAAACGAGAAAGCUGGAAGAUUCAUGGGGCCCAUCUCUCGUCUGAAACAAGCAUUUGUCGGAGGAGGACAGCGAAGGGAUUCAUUCAUCCGAGCCAGCUCCCAUAACGACAGUUAAAACAAACACGAGAAAAAGGUGAUUGAUUAGCUUUGAUAAUGACGAUAAGAAACAAGAGUAACUGUUUGAAGGUGUAAAAACAUUAUGUGAUGGUAAAGUUCUGGGGUUUGGAUGCUGUUUACUGCUGCCGUCUAAGGGUUGACGAGUAUGGUUUUUGUACAUAUAUAUGCUUUAUUUCUUUGGUGUGAAAAAAAAAAAAAAAAAAA
Molecule: messenger RNA, 1841 nt
Organism: Camelina sativa (false flax)
Lineage: Eukaryota; Viridiplantae; Streptophyta; Magnoliopsida; Brassicales; Brassicaceae
Product: ATG8-interacting protein 2
Cellular component (GO): intracellular membrane-bounded organelle
Source: RefSeq, a predicted model, not a curated record